AUGACUACUCGUAAUAUAAUUGCAAUUGCACCUACUUCUGCUGUUACUGUACUGCUGAAAUAUCGAGAGACGGAGAAAGCGGAUUUCAAGAUCAAGAAGUUAGAACUGGACAUUGAAUUUCUCCAAACCUGUAAGAAUUAUAACAUUAUUCCUAAGUUUUUACAGUUUAAAGUGUAUAACCAUAGAUUCACUGACACCAAAUUAUAUAGAUCCUGGCUCUUCAAGCUCCUUAACUAUGAAAUUAGAGAAAAAACUAAACAACUAGCUUAUGAAAGUGCUAAGUAUCCCUUAUUACUACAAGAAUUGAGAAAUUUUACUUCAUUCAUUGAUUUUAAUUGCCUUAAAUGUUUAUUAACGAGGAACAACGAUAAAGAUCUUGUUAAGAUUAAAACUAGACAUUUGAGAAAGCUGCACAAUCUUGGCUUAACUCCAGAAUAUGAGGUCGAAAGCAGCAAAGUAAUAUUCAACCAUUCAAAUAGGAAACUAUCUGAGGAUGAAACCAAACUACUAAAUUUAGGUCUUGAUUUUGCUUUACCUUGUAAAUCCCCUACAUUUGCCGAACAUUUUUUAGCUUUUGAACGUCUAUGUCAUACCAUCAAUAACUGCCAAAUCCGUGACAACUCUGAAUCUAACAAACAGAGAGUUGUUGAGAAAAUUGCUAGUUUAGCUAAUGAGACCUUUUACGACUUCAAAAGACAUAGACAUUGGUUACCAUCCUUUAGCAAAGCCAACCACAACGCUUUGAAAUCUUUAAAGAAUGACCCUAGCAUCAUUAUUACCAAACCUGACAAAGGAAAAGGUGUUGUGAUAUUAGAUAAAAAGGAUUAUGUCAAUAAAGUAAAUGUACUUCUAUCAGACCAUACCAAAUUUAGAAAGUUAGAUACUGAGCCAUUUACGAAGAUUAUUCAGUUAGAGGACAAACUAAACAGAAUGUUAAAACAUCUGAAAGAUAAUGACUCCAUUUCCUUGGAUAUAUAUAACCAACUUAGAGCAUCUGGCUCUUUACCUGGAAUACUAUAUGGAUUACCAAAAGUUCAUAAACCCGAUAUACCAGUUAGACCUAUAUUGUCAGCUAUAAAAACAUUUAACUACAAUCUAGCCAAAUUUUUAGUGCCAAUCCUCAAACCUAUUACUACCAACGAAUACACUGUCCAAAACUCUUUUGAUUUUGCUAAACAGAUGUCCACAAUUAGCUUUGAAAAUCCUGUUAUUAUGGCCAGUUUUGAUAUACAGUCAUUAUUUACAAACAUACCCUUGAAAGAAACAAUAGAUAUUUGUACAAAUAGGUUAUUUGAAAAUACUGACAAUGUGCAUAACUUCACAAAAGACCAAUUUAUGAAAUUGUUAAAAUUAUCUGUGGAAGACUCUGUUUUUAUGUUUAACAACCAAUUAUACUCUCAAACUGAUGGCGUAGCAAUGGGAAGCCCGCUAGGCCCAACUCUCGCUAAUGUAUUUUUAUGUUAUCACGAGAGUAAAUGGAUAGCAGACUGCCCAUCCCAUUUUAAACCACUACUGUACAAAAGAUAUGUUGAUGACAUUUUCCUAUUGUUCAGUGAUGCCUCACAUGUAAACCUGUUUUUAGACUAUGUUAACUCUAAACAUGACAACAUACAUUUUACUUCUGAAGUUGAAGUCAACAACUCCCUGCCUUUUCUGGAUAUUAGACUUGAUCACGAUCAUAACACCUUUAAAACCUCUGUGUACAGAAAACCUACUUUCACUGCUGAUCGACCAGUCCUUGAUACUGAGGACCGUGUGCUCGAGGUCCUUGCAGCCCACGAUCAUGUCGUCCUCGUCGUCGGCAUGCGCUUCCACUCCUUCCAGCGUGCGAAAGGCCUUGCCAUCAAGCCCAGCUUUGCCACGAAAAACCGGAGAUGUUCAAACGCCGCACGCAGAAAAUAUGCGAAUCGGGAAAAGAGGACAGGUUUCCCAUCGGCAUCGAAAAUCAAGAUUUGCCUUCCGGGCCUCAGUGCAUUUUCAAGCAACUUCUCUGAUGCGCGAUCAACGGGAACGGAGAUCAGGCGCGGACUCCGAGCCAUAAAGAGCCAGGCAGAAGCCCUGCCGCAGGAGCGACCCGACGAAAAGGCGCCCGAAUGGAGGCCACCGGUCAUGAAGCCUCGAGACCUGUGGAGGCCAACUCUCCCCGGAAGGCAUAGAGACUGA
Messenger RNA from Penaeus indicus, 2163 nucleotides. RefSeq lists its product as uncharacterized. The transcript has 5 exons. NCBI's taxonomy places the organism in Eukaryota, Metazoa, Arthropoda, Malacostraca, Decapoda, Penaeidae. Bases 1 to 2163 code for a protein of 720 amino acids. The record is from RefSeq and is a predicted model, not a curated record.